AUGCGCCUCUUCCUUACCACCAUCCUCUCCCUCACCGCUGCCUCCUCAGCCUUCAUGUUCGACGGCUUUUCCGAGGAAAACUGCGGCGGCACGAUGCAAGGCGGAAUCAACGUGUAUGAUGGCAGCUGCGCGGAAUGGAUCGCGCCGCUCAAGUCGUUCCGCUUCACCGUGCAUGGUGGGAACCACCAGGCCGCGUACUUCUUCCGCGACAACCACUGCGGGAAUCUGAACAACGUCGCGAUUAAGAACUGGGUUGAUGGGGGUACCAGCUGGCAGAUUGGGGCGUGCUACAAUGUUGGAGGGACGGCGGAUGCGGUGGCUAGUUACAAUGGGUAGAGAGAGACCGAGGACGGAUGUCUCCUGGCAGUUUGGUUGUCAGGGGCAAGUUCUUGAGAAGGGAGUGGAGUAGAGUG
Messenger RNA from Paraphaeosphaeria sporulosa, 413 nucleotides. RefSeq lists its product as uncharacterized. NCBI's taxonomy places the organism in Eukaryota, Fungi, Ascomycota, Dothideomycetes, Pleosporales, Didymosphaeriaceae. The coding region runs from base 1 to 336 and encodes 111 amino acids. The record is from RefSeq and is a predicted model, not a curated record. The transcript is spliced from 2 exons.